GUUACUGCGGCGGAUGUUGAUGUUUUGUUUCAGAGCUCUCAGAACGAUGUGAAACUGUAUCGUCUCCGGGACUGCUCGAUAUUUUUGUGGCCGUCUUCCCGAUACUUUUUGUCCUAUUUCUCUGUAAGGUUUCGCUGUUUGUCGGCAUCGUGUCUCUCCCGGUGUCUUUCCCGGGAAGCGCGAGGCCGAGUCGUGCGAUGAUGGAGGACUUUGACGAGAUCUACGAAGAGGAGGAGGAGGAAGAGGAGGACGAGGACAGGGCCGCGGAAGAACAGCUCCUUAAGUACGCUCCGGACCCGGUAGUGGUGCGAGGGUCCGGCCACGUAACUGUGUUUGGACUCAGUAACAAAUUCGAGUCAGAAUUUCCUUCAGCACUUACAGGAAAGGUGGCACCAGAGGAAUUCAAAGCCAGUAUCAAUCGUGUGAACAGCUGCCUCAGAAAGACGCUCCCGGUGAAUGUGCGGUGGCUUCUGUGUGGUUGUCUUUGCUGCUGUUGCACACUGGGCUUCAGUUUGUGGCCCGUCAUCUGCCUCAGCAAAAGGACAAGAAGAUCUAUAGAGAAACUUUUGGAGUGGGAAAACAGCAGACUUUACCACAAGUUGUGUUUGCAUUGGAGACUAAGCAAAAGGAAGUGUGAAACCAACAACAUGAUGGAAUAUGUAAUCCUAAUAGAAUUCCUACCUAAGGUCCCGAUCUUCAGACCGGACUAGCCUGACUACAGCUGAUCUGAAACUUCUUCUGCUGCCCGCCGCUGUCACAGAUUCAUGAUGGCUGUAAAGUUCCCAAAUAAUUACAGUUCCUUAAAUACUCCAGCAUUUAUGUUUACAUUUAUUCUCCCUGUUUUCUCUUGGACCCAUUCCCUAUAACAUAUCUACAGCCUUGUUUACAAAUGCAGCAGCCCCAUACUUUUUUUUUUUCUUUUUGGGAGUGACAUUACCAUUGAACCUUGGCCAGCUGGGCAAACUUAUAUCAGCCUAUGGGAUGUGAGGGGAGAACCAGCCGUGGACAAUUUUCUUGAUCUUUGGAACUAUACCUGGAGACUAGACUCUCAAAUUGGGUUCUGGGAGCCACGACUGGAAAUUUGUCACUUUUAUGUUUCCUAACCGAAGCACAUGGCACAGACAGACCAUGAUAAAAAAAAAAAUAUCAAUCAAUAAAACACUUUCAUAUGUUACACCACCAACUUCACCUGCAAAAAAUACACGCCAGUGCAUUUGUAACAGUUGGUUUGGUGCUUUCGAUUUGUUAAAGGCAGAGGAAGCAACGCAACACUGAACUUCAAAAGAGCCUUCAUCCAAAUCAACGCUGUAGCGGAACGUGGGGGUCCUGCGGGAACAUGUUGGGCCAGUGGCAAAAACAGCUGAACUCAAUGACUAUUCAAAUACCAGGCAUCCUCUGGCCUCUUUUCACGUCACUUCACUGUGCAUCAACCUAACCCAGUGACAAUCACACACUCUGACUGUACUGUAUGAAUGGGUCUUUAUGCUACACAGAUUACGUGGAACAGUUUGUUUUAAACGUGUGUCCAGGUGGUGGGCUGACUCUUGAAGAGACGGCCACCGGUGUUGAAGAAAAGCUUGUUUUGUUUUCUUGUUUUCUUUGUUUUUAGCAUUUGAAGGUUUGUUUUCUGUUUUGUUGAAAGAAAAGAUGGACAGUGUUUGCAAAACUUUUGUAUGUGUGUCAAACAUAAGCAAAAAAAUAACCAAAAUUGGACAAAUCAAACACAGGAUACUCUUCUUUGGUAAUGGAAAAAAAAUACUUCAAUCUUUUUGUUUAAGUAAUUUAUAAAUGUGAGCGUGCAUUGGUGAAAUAAGCAUCUUUUGUGUAACUGCAAAGGAAUGCCUUGGUUGUUUUAUUUCUCUCUGGGGUCUUGUGUCGUGACUAAAGCACACAAUCGCUUUGUACAUAAGAGAGGCCAAGUAAAGGUGUUGAUUAUCUGCUGACCUUGGCUUACUCGCGUCUAAAGGAUGUGGAUGUGUACAAGGCAGAUAUUCUGUUUUAGAUGUAAACUUACUCGAGAUGAACAUAAAGAAUAAGAGUUCCACUUUGUGAGGUGUUAUGUGGUACAAGUGAUCUGUGUCAUGAAGCAGGAUUUGGGCGUUCAAUAUAGUAUGGAGAAUCUCAAACAAUCAACAAGGAGAUGAAGCAGGUCUAAUAUGUGUAAAGACGUUAUCAGCCCUACUCUGUUCUAUGAGGCGUUUUUGUCUUCCAGUGAGUUGUUGUGGUUUUCUGUCCUGAAAGCAUUACUACUUUGGUUCACUGUCACCGUUCCUUAUUAGUCUGGUUUGAACCAGUUGUUUUCAGAGAAAAAGUUCAGACUGUACACAGUCUGCUAACAUGUAAACAUGCCUCUCUUUCCAGCAGAAGUUGGUGAACACCAGUAACAGACCUCAAAGGGAAGUAACAAAAUGCACUCCAUAUUGUAUUCAGCAUGAUUUAAAGUGAGUGAAUAAGAAAUUAAGUAGUAAAGUGUGUAUACAGGUCUGAUUAGAUUGCGGUUUUUCAAAAGACUUCUGUAGGACCUGAACUCUUCUUUUUUUUUUGGUAAAUCACAACUGAGUGCAGGUUUAUGGCUCUUCCACAUUGGCUUCAUUUUUUUUCAGGUCUUGAAGCUAUGUCCAUCUUUUAUAUCAUCUAUAGUUAUCAGCUAGCCUGACAAGCAAGGGCCAUAUUUAGCAGAAAUACCUGCUAAAUAAUAGGCAGUUAUUAUUUGUCACGUAAAUUCAUUAAAAACACUCCAGGUUUGAGUGCCGCAAACAUGGUUAAAAGGUCUUUUGGAGCCUGCCUCAAGUGGUAAUAUGAGGAGCUGCAGCCGGUGGCAGUUCAGUGUUAGCAGGAUUUUUCAGUCCUCUUUGUGAUAAAAUAUUAAUUAUGAAGCCUUGUUUCUGAGUUAUUUAGCCUAUAAUCCUGCUUCAUGAUGGUUACUUCAACAAAUGUUUCCAUGUCACAGAUCACAACGUGAAGCACAUCACAUACCUUGCACAUGUUUGACAUUGACAAAGAGAGGAACAGAUGGAAAUCUGAAAGAAGGCCUUUUUGAGUAGAUUGCAUAAUUGUCUUUCCCUGCUCCGCACACCUUUGUGAAAGCAUAAGAAGACUAUGAGGUUAUGUAUGUCAAGAAUUUGAGCUAAGCCACUUAGUUUUUGUUCACUGAGGUCUGGUGAUUGCAUGGAUCACAUUCAGGGGAUUGCACUAGAUUUUGAAAAGCCCCAAAAUGUAGCAAAAUCUCACUGUUACACCAGGGUGUCGCAUAUAGUACACACAUCACACAUUACUUUGAGUAAUUGCUAAACGAUGCAUUUGAAGAUUUGGAAAUAUCCCUGAGAAAAAAAAAGAAUAACCUUUAGAACAUUUCUGUGGUCUUCCUAUUUAGAAAAGUGAAGGAAGCACAUGCACCAACACAAAACAGAUUUAGCGUUUUUAUGUUAAAAGACCCAAAUUCACUUGAUUACUGCUGGUUUGCCUGUCGGUUCAUCUGUCACUUUUCUAUACUUUGAACUGUUCUGUGUAAAGCGAGGCAUAGGGCCGUAUGCAUAUUUGUGGUGUGUGUGCAUGAUGUUUGCAGAAGCAAAUGUUCCGAUGUAGAUCUGACUGUGAUGAAAACCUGCACAAAAAUGAGUCCUUUUUAUAUAAUCUUGAGUGGUCGUAUGUGUGCGUGUGUGUGUCUGAGAGACAGAAAAUGUAUAUACAUGACUCAUGAGCAGAUGUAUGUACAGGAAUAAACUUAAUUAAACAAAGGUAUGGA
Messenger RNA from Pelmatolapia mariae (spotted tilapia), 3745 nucleotides. RefSeq names its product cysteine-rich hydrophobic domain-containing protein 2. NCBI's taxonomy places the organism in Eukaryota, Metazoa, Chordata, Actinopteri, Cichliformes, Cichlidae. The record is from RefSeq and is a predicted model, not a curated record. The transcript is spliced from 6 exons. Bases 198 to 710 code for a protein of 170 amino acids.